This is a messenger RNA of Phytomonas sp. EM1, 1120 nucleotides long. The record is from the annotation of a GenBank genome assembly. Lineage: Eukaryota; Euglenozoa; Kinetoplastea; Trypanosomatida; Trypanosomatidae.
GCAAAUAGCUGAGGUAACUAUCGUAUCUCAGACUUUUGUUUCCUUUUUAGCGUUCGAAGUCAUAAAAAGUGUGAAAGGUUGUAGGGGAGCAUAAUGGAGGAUGUCGAUGACCCCAUUGACUGGGUAAAACCGCAACCUGGACAAAAUACGAUUUCCUUGUUGUUGAAUCUCGACGAUUUCAAGGGAAAAGUCGCUGACGACCCUGCAAAUCUAUGCUGUGUGAUAGUGACGUCGACUCUUUGCCGACAUAGCGGCAUCACGAAAGUACCAUAUCCGAAGCAUUUUUCAGGCGAAGAAAGACUUGAUGAGACGGAGUACGACGACGACGACGACGAUGAAAAUGAUGACACGGAAGACAACGCAGAUGAUAAUCCUCAAGAAUCUUUUUUUAAACAGAUCAAAAUGAAUUUGGUCCUAUCUGAGCAAGACGUACAGAAGCGGCGUCACGUUCGCUUCUUCCAUGUGUGUGCGUGUAUGAAAGAGGAGACGGAUAUUCGCCGGCUCAUAGCGGCAUCUCCCGUCUUCAAAAUGACUGGCCGCGCGCCAACCGAGCAGGAGCGCGCAUCACUUCACCACAUGGCGCACAAACAGCUGGUUGAAUUGCUUCACUUUUUAGAGGUGUACAGCACACCAAGUAUGUUUUUCUUUGUGCGCGGUGAGAAGGUCCGGUAUCCGACCAAAGAAGGGGCAGAUGUGGCGGGGGUCGAAGCGCUCACGAACCCAAAGGGUCGCCUGUACCCGCGCGACUUGCUGGUAGCCACGGGGAGCAACUACGUCAAGUGGAAGUACAUCAUGCGGAACGCGGUGGUGAUUCGCAACGAGAUACUGAAAGACUACGACGCGGAGAUGCGCGAAAUGGCCAAGCGGGAACGCAUGGAUGCACGUCGGAGGAGGAUAUUAGAGCGCAAAAAUUCCAGAAAACAAGCAGAGGAGUCUGAAGAAUUCGACUAUAAUUCCGAGGACGGAUACUAGCUGGGAAGUGCUUUUCUCCAAUAAUAUGUGGUUCUUUGUUUUAAUGUACAUAUCAAUUUUCCGUUUGCAGUUGUUUACAAGCGACGCGUGCAUGUAAGCGUCCUCUACACAUCACCACCAACAACCAAAAGGGAAAAAAACAAGAAAA